Monoraphidium neglectum is the source of this 456-nucleotide messenger RNA. Its product is annotated as putative acetyltransferase NSI. Gene Ontology annotation, cellular component: cytoplasm. The record is from RefSeq and is a predicted model, not a curated record. Gene Ontology annotation, molecular function: N-acetyltransferase activity. Bases 1 to 456 code for a protein of 151 amino acids. NCBI's taxonomy places the organism in Eukaryota, Viridiplantae, Chlorophyta, Chlorophyceae, Sphaeropleales, Selenastraceae. The transcript has 4 exons.
AUGGCGCCCAGCAAAAUCUCCUGGGGCGCUCGCCUGCGGCCGCCGCCGCCGCCGAUCAGCAAGAGCGACCAUGAGUUUCUGCAGAUGGGGUUGGAGUUCAUGAGCAGCCGCGACGGCAUCAGGGUGUCGGAGCUGAACGAGCUUUUUGACAAGGUGGGGUUCCCGCGCCGCGACCCCGAACGGCUCAAGGUUGCGCUCGACAACACCCACCGCCUGGUGUGGGUGCGGGCCACGAAGCAGAGCCGCGUCGCGCGCCUGGGGCAGCUGCUGGGCUUCGCGCGGGCCACCAGCGAUGGCGUGUUCACCGCGACCAUCUGGGAUGUGGCUGUGGCGCCCGCGUGGCAGCGGGUUGGGCUGGGGCGCGCCAUGAUGGAGCGGCUGACGCGCGGCCUGGUGGAAGACGGCAUCCCCAACAUUACGCUGUAUGCAGAGCCCCAGACUAUCGCCUCAUGCUGA